AUGCAGUAUUCCUAAACUCCAUCCUAAACUCCCGUGCAAGGGAACUGUUGAACAGCUGCUUUGCUCCACUUCAGAGGCAGCUGCUUGGCUGUGCUUGGAAGAAACCUCUAAAAAAAACCAGGUGUCCUCCCCAGCUUCAGUGCUGGCCUCUGUGCAGUGAUCAGUGAGUGGCCCCUGUACAACCAGCAGAGAUGCCUCACCCCAGAUGUAGCUAUAUUGCAGUGGUGGAUAUGUGAUGCUGCAGAGCAGCUAUUGAAGAGGGAACAUGCCCCACCCCAGAGGUGGCUGCAUUGCAGGACAGUUGGGAAAUCACCCAGAAGCAGUCUUACCUAGCUGGUACAUGGAUCUCUCUGUAAACAGUUUCUGUACCUACCCCAGGGGAGGCCUUAUUGCCAGGGUGGGUGACGGCCCCCUGUGUGGUGGGGCAGUGUGGCUGCUGGACUGGUGCUGACCCCACCGUAGAAGUGGCUGCAUCUCGGGCCAAGUGUGGGGCCCAUUCAUGAGGCAGCCAUGUCUCAGUGCCAGUCCAGGGCCCUUUUUCCAGCUGUGGUCUCUGCUGUUCUAGAUCUCCCCCAGGGCCAGAAGGCUGGUGCCAUGGAGAGCCAGGGAGCAGGGCUGGCCAAGCGCCUGGCCACGCUGCUUUCAGGGCUCAUGGAAUGCAUGUGUUUUGCGGGCGUCAUCUUCGGCUGGGCUUCUCUGGUCUACGUGCUCAAGGGCCUGGACUACUUCGAGGACCUUUGCAAACCUGUUGCUAACAUGACUGUCAACACCACACAUGAGACAGGCUGCAGCGAGCAGGAUGAACAGUUCUCACUCAUCUUCACCAUUGGCUCCUUCAUGAACAAUUUCAUGACCUUCCCCACGGGAUGCAUCUUUGACCGCUUCGGCACUCUUGCAGCCCGACUGCUGGCUAUAUUUCUGUACACUGGGGGUACCCUGCUCAUCUCCUUCUCCACAGCAGCCACGGCACUGAUGCUCUUCCCCGCCAUGUCGCUGCUGUCUAUCGGAGGGAUUCUCCUUAUCCUCACCAACAUGCAGGUGGGGAACCUGUUUGGGAAGCACCGCUCAACUAUUAUCACUUUGUACAAUGGGGCAUUCGACUCCUCCUCUGCUGUGUUCCUCAUCAUCAAGCUGUUGUAUGAGAAGGGCCUGACCCUGAGGGACAUGUUCCUCUUCAUCACUGCCUGCAGUGCCUGGCACCUGAUCCGCACCUUCUUUCUGAUGCCUAAGCAGCACAUCCCCUACCCACUGCCUCCAGGAUACAGUUAUGGUAUGACCUGUAGGAAAUCUCAGUCCUACCACACCUAUGAGGAGAAGCAGCCAGCCCACAGAGGCGGAAGCAAUGACCUGCAGUCGGAGCCUGUUCUUGCAGAGGCUGACCGCAGCCCCAACGACUUCCUGAGCAAAGGUCACAAGGAGCCUCCUGUCCGGUCCUUCCAGUCCUGUGUCAUCUCCAAGCUCUUUUUCUGGCACCUGGUGUGGCUAUCAGUGAUACAGCUGCGGCACUAUUUCUUCAUUGGCACCCUGAACCCCAUGCUGGAGCACCUGACUGAGAAAAACACUGCACUGGUGAGCACGUACACCAAUGCCUUUGCCUUCACUCAGCUCUGUGGGGUUCUAUGCGCCCCCUGGAAUGGCCUCAUCUUGGAUCGGCACAAGCGCAGGAGGGGCAAGGAUGGCAGCACCCACGGUGCCUCAGACUCCCUGGCUGACCUGCGCUCCUGCGUGCUGUCGCUGGCAGUGACGGUGGUGCAGAGUGUGGGGUUCUCAGUGUGUGCUACCGUGCCUGUGCUGCCUGUGCAGUACGCCACCUUUAUCCUGCAGGUGCUGAGUCGUUCCUUCCUCUAUGGAGGCAAUGCUGCAUUUCUGGCCAUUGCCUUCCCCCUGGAGCACUUUGGGAAGCUGUAUGGGCUUGUGAUGGGUCUGUCAGCUUUGGUAUCGCUCCUGCAGUAUCCCUGCUUUGCACUCGUCAAGGGACCCCUCAAUGGAAACCCUUUCUAUGUGAACAUUGGCCUCACCGUCAUCAUCCUCCUGGGCUUCGUCAACCCCUUGAUGGUGUUUUGGGAAUGCCAGCGUAGGGAGAAGGAACGAGCCAUGGAAGGGUUCAAUUCCUUGUCCUCAUCACCAAAGAAGGCUGAUGUUGAGUCUCCCAUCUGAAACCACAGGGCUGUUUGGGGACUGCUUUCCAUGAAAAACGGAAGGAAAAAAGGGAAUUUCAGGGUGCUCCAGCCCCCAGCACCUCUUCAUCUGUGUUUGCCCAACUCAGAAUGUUUACUACCAUCUCAAGCCAUUCUCAGACUCAUUUAAAAAGAGGAGUAUUACAGAGCUAUUUAUUUUUACAGAUACUUAAUUUUAUAGUUAUUUUUAUAGCCCUGUUGGUCUGAGUCCUUUAUCUCCCUUUUCCCUGUUCUCAUACAGGACAAUUAGGAAGAAGCACUAACUGUAUUUACAUGUAUUGUUCUACUUGAGUACAGUUCUAUAGUUGGGUGUGUUCAUAAUAAUUAUGGAGGUAAAAGCGCUAGCUAGCUCCUUCCUAAUUGAAACCCAAUAAAUACUAAUGGAGAGAUCCCAAUA
Molecule: messenger RNA, 2574 nt
Organism: Gavialis gangeticus (Gharial)
Lineage: Eukaryota; Metazoa; Chordata; Crocodylia; Gavialidae
Gene: SLC43A3
Product: solute carrier family 43 member 3
Exons: 12
Coding region: 511-2157 (548 amino acids)
Source: RefSeq, a predicted model, not a curated record